GAUGGAGGGUUUAAGGGGACACCCAACCCAAUCAAGGGAAAUGUUCGCACGUGCGAAACGAAGAACACGCAGCUGAAGAAUAAUAACACCGUGUUUUUAUCGCCUCCGCUCUCACCAAACCUCUCUCUACUUCCACUGAGCGAAAACGGAAAACGAACGAUGAAGGCUUCUCUCAAAGGCAAGUACGAUGCCGAGAAGAGCACUGGAGUUGGUUCACUCGCCUUCAACGCCGGCGAUCUUAAGCUACGCGCCACCAUAACUGAUGCUACCCUCGUCGCUGGCCCUACCUUGCACGGCCUCUCCCUCGCCGUCGAGAAGCCUGGUUUCUUCAUCGUCGAGUACAACGUCCCUAAGAAAGAUGUUAGGUUUCAGUUCAUGAACACAGUAAGGAUUGCUGAGAAACCAUUGAAUCUGACUUACAUUCAUAGCAAGGGAGAUGACCGGACGAUUGUUGAUGGAACCCUUUUGAUUGACUCUGCAAACAAACUCUCUGCUAAUUACAUGGUUGGCACAAAGAACUGUAAGCUCAAGUAUACUUACAACCAUGGAGGGAUGGCUACGUUCGAGCCGUGCUACGACUUGGCGAAAAACACGUGGGAUUUCGCGGUUUCUCGGAAAGUUUAUGGCGAUGAUGUUGUCAGGGCUACUUAUCAGACAUCAAGUAAGUUGCUUGGUAUGGAAUGGUCAAGGAACUCCAAAUCUACUGGAUCUUUCAAGGUAUGUGCAUCUGUGAAUCUGGCGGACGAAGUGAAAACGCCGAAAUUGACUGCAGAAUCAACGUGGAACCUUGAAAUC
Messenger RNA from Thlaspi arvense, 795 nucleotides. Lineage: Eukaryota; Viridiplantae; Streptophyta; Magnoliopsida; Brassicales; Brassicaceae. The record is from the annotation of a GenBank genome assembly.